This is a messenger RNA of Penaeus indicus, 2395 nucleotides long. RefSeq names its product short coiled-coil protein homolog. Bases 106 to 540 code for a protein of 144 amino acids. Gene Ontology annotation, cellular component: trans-Golgi network. The record is from RefSeq and is a predicted model, not a curated record. NCBI's taxonomy places the organism in Eukaryota, Metazoa, Arthropoda, Malacostraca, Decapoda, Penaeidae. The transcript is spliced from 8 exons.
CCUCUCCGAAGCGAUGACGUCAUCAUACACUCGCCUGUCACUUGGAGAGGAACUUGGGAGCCGCUCGUUUAUUCGUCGUAUUUGAGGACUUCUUCUAAGAACAAGAUGAGCAGCAUUUCAAGUUACCAGGAUGACAACAGCAUACCUCUGGUGGAUGAUGACCCAUCAGUGGUGCUGGAUGACGACCGCACUGCAGCAUCAGAGAUUUCAGACUCAACCCGUGGCCAGAGCCUAGAGUCAAUCCCUUCAGCCUAUACCAAUGGGUCCAACAGUCCCUUGCACAAUAGUUUAGAGCCAGACAUGUCACCAGAUGAACAGGAAGAGAAAGCGCGACUCAUAUCACAGGUGCUGGAGCUGCAGAACACACUUGAUGAUCUGUCCCAGCGAGUGGAUAGUGUUAAGGAGGAGAACCUGAAACUGCGAUCUGAAAACCAGGUCUUGGGACAGUACAUAGAAAAUCUCAUGUCAGCCUCUUCAGUAUUCCAGUCAACAUCACCCAAAACUAAGAAAAAUAAACAGUGGCGCCAGUUUGAAGCUUAAGAUUUCUACAGAUAAUUAUGGGAGGUUGGUGAAGGGCUACGUAACUUGUUACACCCAAGAUAAAUGAUCUGAACGCCUGCUUUAGCUUCGUGCAAGGUUGAUGCAUCACUGCUGAGCCCCAUCGCUGGUUAUUACAACUUUUUCCUUGAAAAUUUUCAAAGUGUUAGAGUGAGAAUUUGGUUUCCUGUGGAAAUUAUAUGUAUCACAAAUCUAUAUACGUGUAUAUAUAUAUAAUAUAUAUCAGUUGUUUUUUUUCUUCUUCUUUUUUCACAUUUUAGUGGAUCAGUUUGACUUAAUGUUCUUGAGAUGCCAGGAGUGAGUGAUUUUGAUAUAUAGGAAUAUUGCAAAAUAAUUCAUUAGAUGCUUGCACUUAUCAGCAGAGGAAUGAAUCUUUAGAAGGCAGGUAGACUUCAUACUUUACUUUCUCUCUAUCUCACCCUCCAGUUUUGAAAUGAAAAAAGUGGUAAGGUUAUUAUUGGCAGCACUCGUUGCCAACAUAUCAGUGGUUUUAUUGGUAAGGUUUUUUAAUGCUAGUCGUGGUAAGGAUUGCAUUGCAUGGUAAUGCACAAUAUUAUGAUUGUAUUCUUUAAGGGACAAGAAGUACCUUAAUGCAAUUUUUUGAGUUGAUUAAAGGAGGAUGCAGAAGAAAAAAUGAUAAAAUUAACUUUCCUGUCAUAGAAGAGACUGGGAGAUCUGAAAUUAAGUACCAUGAUAAUUAUAUUUACAUGUGUUAGUCAAAAGAAAUACUGCAUUUGUAUCACUUUAUAGUUUGUAGUUCUAGGAAUAUACUUGAUUUAUAUGCUGUGUUCCAUUAUGAUCAGAUUAUAGAUGUUACUUGUUUUACAGUAUUUGUUGAUCAAUUUGCGGUUUAUUAUUUUCUAUAUGUACCAUAAAUAUUAUGCAAUGAAAAAGAAAAAGAUAAAUAGAUGGGAUGUUGCAUUCAAGAUUAUUGUGAUAAAAAACUAAGAAAUUAAUUUGCUGCAGUGUCAAGAAAUGUUAUUUAUUUAUUUAUUUUUAUUAUUAUUAUUAUUAUUAUUAUUUUUUUUUUAUUAUUGUUUUUUUUUUUUUUUUUCAAAUUUUCUUUUUUUCUUUUUCAUGUCAGACUGAAAUUGUUAUAGAAUAUAUAUAUCUUUUUAACCACUUUGUCAAUCCUAUAAUGACAGAUUUAAACAUUUAUAUUCAUAGGAUGGAAACAGGAAAGAACAUUAUUGUAGAUAAUAGUAUUCCAUGUAUGAAGAUUUUUGUUAGCCUUGAAGAUAUUAAGAAACAUUUAAGGAAAAGGCAUCUCUUCCCUUGCUGAGAAAAUAAUCAGUUAAAGGCAAUAAAAGGCAAGACAGAUGAACUUGAACUGCUGAUUAUUAUGUAUGUAAGUGAUUUGUAUAUGAUAAAUAAAAAUUGUUUUCUUCAAAGGUUCAAAUCUUGUGUUCUAGUCGUUUUGAAACCAGAUUUUAGAUACUUCAGCAUUAACAUGAGUUGAGAUAGCAUUUUUGUUACAAAAGCAAGAUCUUUUAUAUACUCAUGUCAUUGUUUACAUUUGAGGUAAUACUUUGAAGUUUUUGUAUAAACCGUUCUGUAGAUUAUUUUGCUUAACAUUGUGCAUUUAUUGCCCUUACUUGGAAAUUAUUUUUAAUAUUAAUAAUGUAAAUUAACACAUUUAUAUUUUUACAUUUUUAGAUUCUUUACCGUGAUUCAGUUACUCUGAAGCAAGACAGUUACAAGUCAUAAUAGAUCUUAAAGGAACUAAAUGUCCAGUCUGAAUUAUGUAACCUAUGAAAAUCAUUGAAUAAUUAUUGUAUGUGAUAGCUUAUACUAUGUCAACCAAAGCCUGAAAUAUUCAAUAAAGAUGAUAAAGAUU